UUCCCUCUCUCUCCUUGCUUUCUAUGCCUCUGAAGAGCAGUGUUGUUUCUAUGUAAUCUAGCUAGGUAGCACAGAGCAAGCUGCCUGCCAAGGCAGCUAGAAAAUUAGCAAAAAGGUUUGGAGGCAGUGGGAUUUGGUAGCUAGGUGUUGCUUUUAGCUUCGUUUGGGGGGCAUAUCGCUCAGUUGCAACCUCAUGGGGAGGGCUCCGUGCUGCGAUAAGAACAAUGUGAAGAAAGGGCCAUGGUCUCCUGAGGAGGAUGCCAAGCUCAAGGAGUUCAUCGAGAAGCACGGCACCGGUGGGAAUUGGAUUGCUCUCCCUCAAAAAGCAGGGUUAAGAAGAUGUGGCAAGAGCUGUAGGCUUAGAUGGUUAAACUAUCUGAGGCCUAACAUUAAGCAUGGGGAGUUCACUGAGCACGAAGACAGGGUUAUCUGCAACAUGUAUGCAAGUAUAGGAAGCAGGUGGUCGAUCAUCGCGUCUCAGCUUCCCGGUCGCACAGACAAUGACAUCAAGAACUACUGGAACACCAAGCUGAAGAAAAAGCUCCUAGGCUCCACAGUCACCCCACCCCCUCACCGUGCGCCGCGGCAGCAUCACCGGCCCCUCAAUGUCAUGCUCCAACACACGUCACCCUCACCCCAAGCCACCUACAACAGCUUCUUCUGCGGCCCCGGAGCCUUCCACGACCCCAUCAGUGGCAUCCCUGCAUUAACACUGCCGCCACCGCAGGAUUACAUGCUAAACUCCGGCCUUGCCAUUCCAAACGCGUCUUCACUACUGCACGGGCACGGCGCUCCACAGCAGCAGUUUCACCACCAUGUGGUCAAGGAGGAGAGCGGCAACAUGAUCGUAUUCGGCAGCGACCAGCAGAGCUGCAGCUCCUCGGACGGCACGCACAGCCAGCCGCAGUUCGGGCAUGGCAAGGAACUGAGCUUCGACGGCUACUUCGGCUACAACAAUGGAAGCAGCAUCGAGCAUGAUCACAGGCUGCUUCAACUCCAAGAUCAUCAGCAGGCCCAGGUGCCGGUCGAGUACAAUUACGAGGAGAUCAAGCAGCUGCUCAUGAGCUCAACAACCACCGGUAAUCAUGGCCAUGGCCAGGACGGCAGCAUGGAAGAAGGGUUCGGCUCGCAAGGGAAGGUGACGAUGAUGUAAAUUUGACUAAGAGACAUGGAAAAGUGAUUGAUCAAUUAAGGUGUGUGUGUGUCUUACUGCUGUAUUUUUUUUCUCAUUUUACCUUGUAGUGUACUAGUGUUGGUGCAUGUGUGUGUGCGCUCGCGCAUCCUGUGUCAUGGCUGCAUACACGUGCCAGAGUUGCGUGCGUUACAGCCUGUGUAUGUGACCGUGACAUGGGAUCGAGAUUCUCUCUCCUCCGUCCUCCUAUUACUGUUGUACUUCUCUCCCUCUUUUUUCUCACCAGAGGUAUAGUGUCAUCAUGAGCAUGCAUGAGCUACAAUUAAACACUGUGGAAA
This is a messenger RNA of Panicum hallii, 1470 nucleotides long. Its product is annotated as transcription factor RAX2-like. Bases 194 to 1153 code for a protein of 319 amino acids. Lineage: Eukaryota; Viridiplantae; Streptophyta; Magnoliopsida; Poales; Poaceae. The transcript is spliced from 3 exons. The record is from RefSeq and is a predicted model, not a curated record.